Camelus dromedarius (Arabian camel) is the source of this 650-nucleotide messenger RNA. Its product is annotated as iron-sulfur cluster assembly enzyme ISCU-like. The transcript is spliced from 2 exons. The record is from RefSeq and is a predicted model, not a curated record. Bases 1 to 603 code for a protein of 200 amino acids. Gene Ontology annotation, molecular function: ferrous iron binding; 2 iron, 2 sulfur cluster binding. NCBI's taxonomy places the organism in Eukaryota, Metazoa, Chordata, Mammalia, Artiodactyla, Camelidae. Gene Ontology annotation, biological process: iron-sulfur cluster assembly; intracellular iron ion homeostasis. Gene Ontology annotation, cellular component: mitochondrial matrix; cytoplasm.
AUGGUGAAGGACAGAUUCAUUCUUUCCAGUAAAGAGAGUUCCCAGGAGAUGAGCGGAAUUAAGCUUCUAGAAGGUGAGGCUGGAGCAGACGCCCGCAAGGUGGCAGCGGCUGCAGUUGGCCGUCUGAGGUGCGCGGCGUCGGCCCUGCUGCUCCGGGCGCCCCGUCUGCCCGCCCAGGAGCUGUCAGCUCCGGCUCGGCUCUAUCACAAGAAGGUUGUUGAUCAUUAUGAAAAUCCUCGAAAUGUGGGGUCCCUUGACAAGACAUCUAAAAAUGUUGGAACCGGACUGGUGGGGGCUCCAGCAUGUGGCGAUGUGAUGAAAUUACAGAUUCAAGUGGACGAAGAGGGCAAGAUCGUGGACGCCAGGUUUAAAACGUUUGGCUGUGGUUCUGCGAUUGCCUCCAGCUCGUUGGCCACGAAAUGGGUAAAAGGGAAAACGGUGGAGGAAGCCUGGACCAUCAAAAACACGGACAUCGCCAAGGAGCUCUGCCUGCCGCCUGUGAAACUGCACUGCUCCAUGCUGGCCAAACAUGCCAUCAAGGCUGCCCUGGCUGAUUACAGACUGAAACAAGAACCCAAGAAAGAAGAGGCCGAGAAGAAAUGAGCCCUCGGCGAACCUGCCCACAGGUCACACCAGCUGCUUGCCCACCC